This is a messenger RNA of Centrocercus urophasianus (Greater sage-grouse), 5003 nucleotides long. It is a transcript of the gene C1GALT1, whose product is annotated as core 1 synthase, glycoprotein-N-acetylgalactosamine 3-beta-galactosyltransferase 1. Bases 31 to 1242 code for a protein of 403 amino acids. Gene Ontology annotation, cellular component: membrane. The record is from RefSeq and is a predicted model, not a curated record. Gene Ontology annotation, molecular function: N-acetylgalactosaminide beta-1,3-galactosyltransferase activity. The transcript is spliced from 5 exons. NCBI's taxonomy places the organism in Eukaryota, Metazoa, Chordata, Aves, Galliformes, Phasianidae.
AGUCAGCUGGAACAGCGUGAGGUGCUGUGCAUGUGUGCUGUACAGCCUCAGCCUUGCUGCUGCCGGUGCCUGGGACAAGAAGCUGCAGCAGCCUCAGGCUGCCGUGGCUGGCAGCACCCAACAGCGUAUUACCUUCAGGAAAUGGCCUCUUCUAAGUCUUUGAUGAACCUUCUGACCUUCAGUUUUGGAUCUGCAAUAGGAUUUUUUCUAUGCUAUCUCCUGUUUAGCAUGAUACUAGAAGAACAGGUUGAGAUCCAACCUCGUAUUCUUCACAAUGAUCCACAUGGUCAACACUCAGAAGAUACUGAUAACAAUCAGCUGCAAGGACAAAUGAAUUUCAAUGCGGACUCUGGACAGCAUAGAGAUGAGAAUAAAAAUGUUGCAGAUGGACUCUAUCAGAAGGUGAAAAUACUUUGUUGGGUCAUGACUGGACCUCAAAAUCUGGAGAAGAAAGCCAGACAUGUUAAAGCCACCUGGGCCCAACGUUGCAAUAAAAUACUUUUUAUGAGCUCUGAGGAAAAUAAAGACUUCCCAACAGUGGGCCUAGAAACCAAAGAAGGCAGGGACCAACUUUACUGGAAGACUAUAAAAGCUUUUCAGUAUGUUUAUGACCAUUAUUUUGAUGAUGCUGAUUGGUUCAUGAAAGCGGAUGAUGAUACGUAUGUUAUAUUGGACAAUUUAAGGUGGCUUCUUUCAAAGUACAGUCCUGAACAGCCGAUAUACUUUGGAAGAAGGUUUAAGCCUUAUGUGAAACAGGGCUACAUGAGUGGAGGAGCGGGGUAUGUUCUGAGCAAAGAAGCUCUGAAAAGAUUUGUGACUGCUUUUAAAACCAACAAAUGCUCUCAUAGUUCCUCUAUUGAAGACUUAGCACUAGGAAAGUGCAUGGAGAUCAUUAAUGUAGAAGCAGGAGAUUCCAGGGAUACAAGUGGUAGGGAAACAUUCCAUCCCUUUGUUCCAGAACAUCUCUUAAUCAGAGGAUACCUACCAAAAACAUUCUGGUACUGGAAUUACAAUUAUUACCCUGCUGUAGAGGGCCCUGGAUGCUGCUCUGACCUUGCGGUUUCAUUUCACUAUGUUGAUUCCAUGACUAUGUAUCACUUGGAGUACUUGGUUUACCAUCUCCGUCCAUAUGGGUAUUCGUAUCGGUACAAUCCUGAUUCGGCAAAGAGCCCGGGGGAGCAGAACAAAAAUGAAGCACUAGAGGAUAAUCCAAAGCUAAAGCAAAAGACUUCUGAGAAUUAAUUGGACUUUGAAGGAAACUGAAAGAAGGCAGUACGGUGAUUAAGAGUCUUCUCAAACUCCUGCAUGAAGCUUGUGGACUAGGAUUAUCCAUUGCGAUUCUUACGUUGGCAGUACUACCAGUCAGUGCCUGUGCACAAAAGAGUCCAGCGUAGGCUCUGGCUGAUUGGGAUAGUGUGACAUUGCAGCCCUACUCACAAAGAUAUUGGGCCCUAGAGCUGUGGAACAGGAGGAGGUUCUGGUACGCUGGUUCCUAGAAGAACUCAGAUUUAAAAGCAUAGUGGACAGAUUCAAAGAUAAUCAUACAGUGUUUCUUUUUUUCCCUUCCAAUUGUUCUGUUAUGUGAGUUCUUAUACUAGAAAUCUGAUGUAACAGGAAUGCUUCAUGAUGGUUUUCUCCAGUAUUUUCAGUAUUCUGAAGUUACUGCGUGCAUGUUGCCCUAUAAGGAAGUAAGAAGGGUAAAAAAUAGAGCCUCAAAUCUGCUUUGCCUUAAUGACAGACUGGUUGGUAAGAACAGAGACACAUCUCAGUGAUUAAUGUCUGAAUUAUUUCAGAAAUUAAAUUCACUGCUAGGAAUUAUUUACAGUUUUUUACUGUAAAUCUUUACUGUACAAAACAACAUGAAGUUAGAUCACUACUGUCUUAGGGAGAAACCCAGGGAUAGUUAUUAUUGUUCAGAUUACUGAAGUGAUGUGAGGAGACUAUGUUUGUCCAUGGCUUUUUUUAAUUUUAUUUUAAUCAAGUUGCCAUUUGGCUAAAUAAAUUCAUCUCAGAACUUGUGAGCUAAAGAUGCUUUUUCAUAUGAAAGCUCUUCUCCAUUACAUUUUCUCUGUAAAACAGAACGGAUAGUAUGUUAGCCAAGUUGCGGUGGCAUGUAAUAAUUUGGAUUCAGCCAGUGUUAAUUAGUUCAUUUCUAUUCAGUUUCCCCAUUUCUGUACUUUGAGAUUGUGACAUUACCUUAUUCACAGGAUUUUACAGGUACAAACACAUACUGUUUUAAAACAGGAACAGAGCUCAUUUGUCUGCUUGGCUUAGAGAACUUCAUUUCCCUUUUCUGAACUCUUCCUCCAUUCUUAAAGUUUCUUGUUGCUUUUUUCAGAACAAAGUGAUAGAUGAUCGCUGUGUCACUCUUGUGAAGCUGAAGUAUUUGGUUAUUCAGGUAACCCAGCCUGAAUGCAGGUAUCUUUCAAGUGCAUUAAUCUCUCCACUACUUUAUGAGCAUCUCUGCCUCGUAAGUGAAAACACUUUCUUGGUGUGGAACAAAACGGUUUUAAUUACCGAAGAGUUUUCAGAAGUCGGGUCUGUGUUUUACAUACACAACACAACACUUCGUGGUUUUCACUUCUUCGAAUUCAGUUAAUAGAGCAGUUCAGGGGAUGGGGUGAAGCCUGACAUGCCUUUAUUCCACACUUGAACAAAAUUUCUUUUUAGCAUUUUUCGCCUUCAUCAUAUUGAUGAAUUUGGACAUAACCUGAUUACCUCCAGUCACUGCUUUGGAAAGGGCACAUACUUAGUGAUUAGAUAGCAGACAGCCUUAUUUACUGCUGCUGUCCUUCAGGUUCCUGGAGAGGACGUUAGCAUAAAGUACUGGAAUUUGUGUUUUCCAAAGAUAGUUCUCGCACAGAUUGGGGUUCUGUCUGUGGUCCAGUAGUGAGGUCGUGCAGCAUAAUGGCAAUUACUGAAAUAUGUGGAAUUGAAAUACUGUUUGUCAUGUCUGCCUGAAUAUAGGUUAGGUUUGUAUGUUAAACCUGUUGAUCUUUCAUGAGGAAGAUUCUGCGAAAUACUGAAAGAGAUGAGCUUUAUUUUAUGUUAACUGACUUAGAAGAUCAUAACCGUAUUUGUUUAGAAAAAGGAAAAAGCCUCCAGUUUGCUGUGGUCAGAGGGGUGCUGUAGUCAUAGAGAGAAUGCCUGAUAGCUUCUUUUAGUUGGAUGCUUCCUUCUGUCAGCUAAACGUUUAUCCCGCGUGCCACGCAAACAAUAAGAUUGUGAAAUCCUUAUACUGUUGAUAACUCUGGUGGCAUUGUUCAAACCUGCAAUUAAAGGUUCUGGAAUACAUCAGGAAACUGUAGAAUGAAAUCAAGAUCCCAGCGUUAAUCUCUUUGCCUUUCCUCUGGGGCAGUUCUGAUGGUUGCCUGUUCCCCAGCUGUGGUUGGUGGGCUUAGCAGAGCAGGGCAGGGCCUCGGGUGGAAUGGAGAAAUAAAGAAGUGAGCAGCACAUGUCUGCAAGGCCGAGAACUUACUGCUUGUGACAAGUAGGCGGCCCAUCUGGAGAAGUAAGAGCAGCCUUCUCUUCCAGUGCUCAUUCUUGCUUUGUUUUAAAGUAUUCUGCUCCCACACUUCUGAUAUUAUUUCUUUUGCCUUUCUGGCAAUACUGCAAAGAAAUCCAAAUAUUUUUUUUCCUGUCAGUAUCCAAAUAGGCUUGAAAAAAUAUCAAUUUUACGUUCUAAUAGAAGGCUGUUGCUCUCUGCUAAAUUGUAAUGUAGCAACGAGCCUAUACCUCCUGAAGUGAGCAGUUUGCAUCUCAUUCUUCAACAGCUGAAGCGGACGAGAUUGGAAUUUGAGCAGUUAGUGUAAUUUUCACAUGCCAUCUUACAGAACCAUUAACAGUUUAUUAUUUCACUCUCAGGUCUUCGUGCUUUGACAAAGUAUUGAGUAUUUCUGUAGCCCCAGCAGGCUUCUUCAUGGGAGGAUUCAGAAGCACAGAGUCUCUUUGGCUCUUUAGAUUAUUGCAUGCUCUCUCUCUCUUGCUCUCAGAUCUCUUAAUCAAAAUUAGAAACUUCCAUUGGUAUGGUUGGUUGUAAUUAAAAUGGUGCAUCUAACAUUUAUGAACUAGUUUUCUUGGAAUUAGGAAGCAGCAGGCUUUUCUUAAACAGUUGUUUGCCCCUGGAUAUGGGAACGUUCCUUAGCAUAAGACAGUAACGUAUUAACCCUGCAGUGUGUUUUAGCUCAAAAGAAAUGGGAGUGCCAAGCAAAGUUCCUAAUUGGAGGACAGUGUUAAAUUUGGCUUGCAGAAAAAAAAAACAAACAAAUUUAAUCAUUAACUUUGAGUUCAUUUGUGCAGCCUGUGUUGGACUUAGUGAAGGGGUUAGACUGUGUGCUGUUAGCACAGUCUCUCAUCUUCCCAUCAUUGUGGGAGGACUUUUCCCAAUGUCUUUCGCCUGUAAGGACACUGUCUUUGUUUAGCUCUGAUGGGGUUAUGUAUUAAAAUCACUUUUUCUUUACAUAUGACUGUUCUGUUUCCAGAGUGUGCAUUUCGGUGAGUACCUGGCACACCUGUAAUGCACAGUUUGCCAUCCGAGAAGGGCUUUUAUCUUCGUAUGACUAAGAAAGAUGUGGGUUAUUUCUCUGAUGUCCUGCUGCUGCUGCUAAUAGUGCACAGGCAGAUGGACAUAGAACUUCCAGUGUGGCACAACAUGGGAAGGCUGCUUUGUCCUUUUUCUGACAAGAAAAACUUCUGUGGGAUUCCAAAGGUGUAAUUUGUUUUAGUUUACCAUGCUGUAUUUAAAAUACUCCAGAAAUGUUGUUAAUGCUCUUAAAAAAUAAAAUGAAUAUUGCUGCUGGACAGUAUAUUCCACUAAAAACCUGUGAAUGUUUCAUUUUGCAGUUGUAGGCUGUUGUGUCCCUACUGACGGGUGUAAAUUGGUGACUCGUCUGGACUGAUCACCGUAAGAUUUGUUUCUGAAAUACCUUCUUUGAAGUGCCUUUGACCAAUUUUUAGCAUCAAAAUUAAGUUCAGAAUUGAAUAAAUGAAAUAAGUUAUCUCCA